AAAAAAAAAGGAGAUGCUAAAGGUGAUAAAGCAAAAGUGAAGGAUGAGCCACAGAGGAGAUCAGCGCAGUUGUCUGCUAAACCAGCCCCUCCAAAACCGGAGCCCAGGCCUAAAAAGGCCCCUGCAAAGAAGGAAGAGAAGCUGGCCAAAGGGAGAAAAGGGAAAGCAGAUGCUGGCAAGGAUGGGAACAACCCUGCAGAAAACCGAGAUGCCUCCACACUCCAGUCACAGAAAGCGGAAGGCACUAGGGAUGCCAAGUGA
This is a messenger RNA of Saimiri boliviensis boliviensis (Bolivian squirrel monkey), 261 nucleotides long. RefSeq names its product high mobility group nucleosome-binding domain-containing protein 4-like. Gene Ontology annotation, biological process: chromatin organization. Gene Ontology annotation, cellular component: nucleus; chromatin. Lineage: Eukaryota; Metazoa; Chordata; Mammalia; Primates; Cebidae. The record is from RefSeq and is a predicted model, not a curated record. Gene Ontology annotation, molecular function: nucleosomal DNA binding.